AGCCUGCAUCGCCUGCCACCCCACGUCCAGCAGAAGUUUGUCCGCCUCAAAGGCCGGGACAAGCUGCCUGAACUGCUGCAGCUACUCAAGGAGCGAUCAGCAUCCAGCGGGGCCGUUCUCAUCUUCUGCAACAGUGCCAGCACUGUCAACUGGCUGGGCUAUAUCCUGGAUGACCACAAAAUCAAACACCUGAGGUUGCAGGGACAGAUGUCAGCAGCUGCUAGAGCUGACAUCUUUGCCUCCUUCCAGAAGGGUGACGUGUCUAUCCUUGUCUGCACUGACCUUGCCUCGCGGGGGCUGGACACCAGCAGUGUGCAGCUAGUGGUCAACUAUGACUUCCCAGACACUCUACAGUACUACCUGCAUCGCGUGGGGCGAGUUGGACGGGUUGGAAGCAAAGCACCAGGAGCUGUGGUUAGUUUUGUCACCCAUCGGUGGGAUGUGGACCUGGUGCGGAAAAUAGAGACUGCAGCCCGGAAAAGGACAGGUCUCCCAGGCAUGGACUCCUCUGUUAAUAAGCCUCCGCCUAAAGGAGGCUGA
Leptosomus discolor (cuckoo roller) is the source of this 540-nucleotide messenger RNA. RefSeq names its product DEAD-box helicase 28 (gene DDX28). The record is from RefSeq and is a predicted model, not a curated record. Gene Ontology annotation, molecular function: RNA helicase activity; nucleic acid binding; ATP binding. Lineage: Eukaryota; Metazoa; Chordata; Aves; Leptosomiformes; Leptosomidae.